This is a messenger RNA of Silurus meridionalis, 666 nucleotides long. RefSeq names its product otospiralin (gene otos). Gene Ontology annotation, biological process: sensory perception of sound. The record is from RefSeq and is a predicted model, not a curated record. Bases 124 to 396 code for a protein of 90 amino acids. NCBI's taxonomy places the organism in Eukaryota, Metazoa, Chordata, Actinopteri, Siluriformes, Siluridae. The transcript has 4 exons.
ACACACACGAACACACACACACACACACACACACAUACACACACUUAUCAUUCAGAAACACUGGACAUUUCCAGCAGCUCACCAGGCGAAUCAGAGAAAAAGGAAAACUUUAACGCAGGAAAUAUGAAGGGGUUCCUCCUUGUUUUUUGUGUUUUCUUCAUAUGUUUUGUCUCCAAUCAUCUCAGCGGAGCUCGAGCCAUUCAUGAAGAAUCUCCCUAUGAUGAGCCCCUGGCCAGACCCUACUGGCCAUACUCAACCUCUGAUUUCUGGAACUACAUUGAGUAUUUUCGUAGUAUCGGAGCCCACAACCAUAUCAACGACAUGGCCAGGACCUUCUUCUCCCACCAGAACCUCGGGGACACUCUGGGAUAUGAAGUGGCUGAACAACAGGAAUGAGCAGGAAGACUGAUUUUUGCAGGAGGAUUUAGUGAAUAAUGAGAGUCCUGAAUCGUUUCAUUAAUACAUUUUUAACCUUAAAGUUAUAAACAUUAGAUAGAAUUUGAUGUUUGUUCAUUCUGAGUUUUAAAAUUCUGUACAAUUAUUUUGUAAUCAAUUAUUCUUGUAACAAGUCACGUAUUAAACACUGUAGUCCUCUAUUAUUCAUCUACACGUAUACAUUGAUAGUUGUAGAUCACAUGUAUAAUAAACUCUUGUUGAUGGAGUAAA